AAAACGCUUGGGGCACCCAGCUAGUUGGCUUUAUUUGUUGUCCACGCCAGGGAGCCACACUCGACACUCAACACUCGACGUGCACAUCAUGGAUUUUCAGCUACAGCUGCUGAUGAUGCUGCUGCUGGCACUUGAGCCCACCUGGGCAGCGACAGUCCUGCAUAGUCAAGCUGGCCAAAGUGGCGCCAGUGCCAUCUCACAUCAGAGCUUUGAGCGCUUGAGCCAACCGCAGCAACAAAUCCUGCAGCUGCCACCAACGCUUGCCACGCUCAGCAACCGCGACGGGGAAAUGCUACAACAGCUGGAACUGCUGCCAAUUGAGGGUCACACGCCCGCCCAUCUCACCUAUGCCGCCCGACCGGUGGUGCAUCAAAUGCUGCCCAUUAUUAAGCCGGUGCGCAAUCUAAGCUACGCCUCGCUGUUGCCCGACUUCAGAAGUCGGAGGCUAACACACACACCCACACACACACUCACACACACGCUCACUCAGUUAAAGUUUGUUUAGUGUUUAAGAAUUUUUUAUUGUUGUGUAAAU
Drosophila grimshawi is the source of this 535-nucleotide messenger RNA. RefSeq lists its product as uncharacterized. The transcript has a single exon. The coding region runs from base 89 to 505 and encodes 138 amino acids. Lineage: Eukaryota; Metazoa; Arthropoda; Insecta; Diptera; Drosophilidae. The record is from RefSeq and is a predicted model, not a curated record.